GGUCCAAAGAAAUAGUUGAAGGUUGCUGGACAUGGACUGAAGCUGACAUCUAGGGUUCCAUUGGCUCUUCCACCACAGAUGGAGAGUUGGGUAUCUAGAUCUGGUUUAUCUUCACUUCAGAGAACCAGUCUGAACAAGAUAGACACAAAUCUUAUCUCUGCAUUUGUGGAAAGAUGGCAUCUAGAGACAUCUUCAUUUCACAUGCCGUUUGGUGAAAUGAGCAUUAGUUUGGAUGAUGUCUCAUGUCUACUUCACUUGCCCAUCAGGGGUAUCUUCUGGAGUCCUCGGGAUGUGACGGAAGAGAUAGCUGUUGAACUUGCUGUUGACUACUUAGGAGUGUCACAGGGUGAGGCACAAUCACAUGUUCGUAGCUGCAGGGGUUCGUAUUACAAGUUGGAGUGGUUAUAUGAUUUAUUCGUACAACAUAGAGCUGCUUCCAGCUGGACAUAUGCGACCAGAGCAUAUCUGUUGAUGUUGGUGGGUUCCACCAUUUUUGCCGAUAAGACCUUUACACUUGUAGAGGCACGAUACCUCCUCCUGUUUACGGACUUAGAUAGAUGUUCAGGAUAUAGUUGGGGAGCAGCUGCACUAGUUACCCUAUACAGAUAUCUUGGAGAUGCGUCCAUGUACAGUUGCAAACAGCUCGGUGGAUAUCCUACUCUCCUACAGUGUUGGAUUCACGAAUACUUUCCAACUGUUGGAAAAAGAGGGGAGAAUUGGAAACCAGCUGAUAAUUGUGGUCUUCCCCGAGCGAUGAGAUGGUCGUAUAGGCAAGGAGUCCUGAAGGUUGAUGAUUUACGACCUAUUUUGGACGAGUUGACACCUGCCGACGUCAUAUGGCGUCCAUUUGAGGAUCAUAGAGUAUGGCGUCUGUUUGAUGAGAUAUGUCUCUACAGGGGCUGUUUGAAGUGGGGUGAAACAUUACCAUCAGAGUGUUAUCGCUGUGAUCGAUCCAUCUACCAUGGCCAUCACUCCAUCUGA
Lathyrus oleraceus (garden pea) is the source of this 981-nucleotide messenger RNA. RefSeq names its product protein MAIN-LIKE 1. Lineage: Eukaryota; Viridiplantae; Streptophyta; Magnoliopsida; Fabales; Fabaceae. The transcript is spliced from 3 exons. Gene Ontology annotation, biological process: meristem development; meristem maintenance. Bases 79 to 981 code for a protein of 300 amino acids. The record is from RefSeq and is a predicted model, not a curated record.